Molecule: messenger RNA, 1074 nt
Organism: Lathyrus sativus (Indian pea)
Lineage: Eukaryota; Viridiplantae; Streptophyta; Magnoliopsida; Fabales; Fabaceae
Source: the annotation of a GenBank genome assembly
AUGUCAAGAGUCCGCAAUGUUUUGCAUGGCUUCGGUGUGAAAAACUACAUAUUCAUGUUCGGCGUUGUUCCAAUGUUCAUUUUUGGAAUGUAUAUACAUGGACAGAAAAUCACCUACUUUCUUCGGCCAUUAUGGGAGAAACCACCUAAACCUUUCAAUCUCAUUCGUCAUUACUAUAACGACAAUGUUACCAUGGAGAAUCUUUGUCGACUUCAUGGUUGGGGAGUUCGCGACAGUCCAAGACGUGUUUAUGAUGCUGUGUUGUUUAGUAAUGAGUUAGAAAUACUUACCUUGCGUUGGAAGGAAUUGUACCCCUAUGUAGCCGAAUUUGUGAUCCUUGAAUCAAACUCUACAUUUACAGGAAUUCCCAAGCCUCUGAUUUUCAAAAAAUAUAGGGAGAAAUUCAGCUUUAUCGAGCAGCGGUUAACGUACGGGACGAUUGGUGGGAGAUUUAAGAAAAGAGAAAACCCGUUUGUUGAGGAAGCAUUUCAGCGUGUAGCCAUGGAUCAUCUUCUUAAGAUUGCUGGUAUUACAGAUGAUGAUUUAUUGAUUAUGUCUGAUGUUGAUGAGAUACCAAGUGCUCAUACUAUUAAUCUCUUACGAUGGUGCGAUGAAAUACCAGCGAUCCUGCAUCUGCAACUGAAGAAUUAUCUAUAUUCGUUCGAGUUUCACUUGGACGAUCACAGUUGGAGGGCUUCAGUUCAUAGAUAUGAGUCUGGUAAGACACGAUAUGCACAUUACCGACAGUCGGAUAACAUGUUAGCAGAUGCUGGUUGGCAUUGUAGCUUUUGUUUUCGUCGAAUAAGUGAUUUUAUUUUUAAGAUCAAAGCUUAUAGUCAUUAUGAUAGAGUUAGAUUCUCUCAUUAUUUAAAUCCUGAGAGAAUUCAGAAAGUAAUAUGUGAAGGAGCUGACUUAUUUGAUAUGUUGCCUGAAGAGUACACUUUCAGGGAAAUUAUUGGUAAAAUGGGUCCUAUACCUCAUUCAUAUUCUGCAGUUCAUCUUCCUGCUUUCCUUCUGGAAAAUGCAGAGAAGUAUAAAUUUCUCUUACCUGGAAAUUGCAUGAGAGAGAGAUGA